Messenger RNA from Drosophila grimshawi, 797 nucleotides. RefSeq names its product pupal cuticle protein Edg-78E (gene Cpr78Cb). Gene Ontology annotation, molecular function: structural constituent of chitin-based larval cuticle. The record is from RefSeq and is a predicted model, not a curated record. The coding region runs from base 142 to 561 and encodes 139 amino acids. NCBI's taxonomy places the organism in Eukaryota, Metazoa, Arthropoda, Insecta, Diptera, Drosophilidae. Gene Ontology annotation, cellular component: chitin-based extracellular matrix. The transcript is spliced from 2 exons.
CAGCUGGCAGUUGGGUCUCAAACUUUAAACCUUACACAGCUCGCGACGAGAUCGAAUUCGAAGACGAAUAUCCGAACCUAACGAAUCAAAUCAUAGUUAUUCACAAGUUAAUAGUUACAUGCGUGUCGUAUCUCGAUAAAUAUGCGAAAUAUUUUGCGUAUAUUGUUUUGCCUGAUGCUGUUGUGGAGCCAACUGGACGCGAGGCUAGUGCGGAUUCGACGCAUUCGUCGCCUGGUUGGCGACAGUGAACGGGAUGCACAGAUAACGGAUUACCAAGUGUCGCCACUGGACGAGGAGGGCGUUUUUAAGUUUGCCUUCAAGACAAGCAAUGGCAUCGAUGUCCAAGCAGCUGGCAGUGCUCUGGAAACCAUUGGCAUCUUCAGCUAUACCUCGCCGGAGGGUGUGCCCAUCGAGACACGAUACAUAGCCGAUGAGUUGGGCUUCCAUGUGGUGGGCAAACAUCUGCCACAACCCCCACCCACACCCAGUUACAUCCUGCGCUCCCUGGAAUACAUACGCACCCACAACGAGGAUGGCACUUUAAAGCAACAUGUGCUGUGAACACAUUCGAAUCAAGUGCUCCAGAAGAAGGCUGAUAUACAUACUUAUGUCGCUAGUUUGUCAUAACUUGCUCUUGGAAUUAGCUGCGCUUAUAACUUAUGUCAUCCACAAAAAAAGAAAUCAAAAUCAUAUUCCAUGGCACCUGCUAGUAGACGUUGUCAAAUAUUUAUGUUGACAGCAUUAAGAACUUUAGAAUAAUUUAUAUUUACAACAUACAACUGUCAUUUACGUCUAAA